Messenger RNA from Myxocyprinus asiaticus (Chinese sucker), 2852 nucleotides. Its product is annotated as receptor-binding cancer antigen expressed on SiSo cells-like. The coding region runs from base 239 to 901 and encodes 220 amino acids. NCBI's taxonomy places the organism in Eukaryota, Metazoa, Chordata, Actinopteri, Cypriniformes, Catostomidae. The transcript has 7 exons. Gene Ontology annotation, cellular component: secretory granule. The record is from RefSeq and is a predicted model, not a curated record.
UCUAGUGUGAGGUGGUACAAUGAAGGGACACGAUGGCUGCCUACAUCAGAGUAAUAUGGAUGAGAUUGACCACAUUGACAGCCCUUAAUGAUGAUGGUUCUGCUCUCCCGAACUAGUUAUUUACCAAAACAGAUUAGUUCUCCUGUUUCGUCCAAUUUGUAGAGAUCAAGUGUUGUGUAUGUAGCUGUCUGCUAGCCCCGUGCUAUGAUUUCACCCACAUCAACUGUCUCGAAUUGAUAUGACCGAUAUUACUCAUAACAUGGCCAUCACCCAAUUUCGCCUCUUUAAAAUAUGCACCUGCUUGGCGUAUAUACUUUCAUUCUUGAAAAGACUGAUUUGCAGGACUGGAAGGUCACGCAAGCUGAGUGGGGAUCAGAUCACCCUCCCUACCACUAUUGAUUUUUCAUCUGCAUCAAAACAGCCAGAGGUUGAGGAGUGGAGCUCAUGGGAUGAAGAAGCUCCCACGAGUAUCAAAAUUGAAGGUGGUAAUGGGGCAGUUCUGCCUCCACAGAAUGAAGCUGAGGAGGAGGAGGAGCCAGACUACUUCAAAGACAUGGCUCCCACCAUCAGGAAAACACAAAAAAUUGUUUUGAAGAAAAGGGAACCUCUGAACUUCUCUAUGCCAGACAGUUCCUCAGGUUUCUCUAGCAGACUAGCCGCCACUCAGGACAUGUCCUUCAUCCAGCCCUCUGCGGAGCUGGGCGACUUGGACACCUGGCAGGAAAACACCAAUGCCUGGGAGGAUGAGGCAGAUGCAGCCUGGGAGGCAGAGGAAGUGCUGAGACAGCAGAAGCUGGCCGAGAGAGAGAGACGUGCCAUGGAGCAACAGAGGAAGAAAAUGGAGAAAGAGGCACAGCGAAUGAUAAAAAAAGAGCAGAAGAUCGCUGUCAAACUUUCGUAACAUUUAUGCAGUGCACCAGACUCUCAAAACAACAGCCAAACAACUGUUCAUUUUAAGUUUUACCUUGAUUCAUCCUGAUCACCACAUUGGUGUUUUCAUCUCUUUGGGAUAUUUUUUUUAAUCCAUCAGUCGUCUUGGGGAUAUUUUUAUUUAUUGGAUAGAGCACAGCAAAAAGAACAUUUACUUUCAUUUAUAAGUCGCUGUGAAUGUUCUUAAAGUGUGCUAAUUAAUGAAUUUUUUUUUUUUUGUGUCCGUAUUUAUAAAUAUUUUGGAAAUGAUUGUCAAAUGAUUUUAGAUAAGGAAUUCUGUAAGAUUUUUGCCUUUGUGAUUUUCCUCUCUUUGUAUUUUUCAUCAUCCCAAUCUUGUAACUGCUUUAAACACUGGACUAUUUCAAAAUAAUCAACAAAUGUAUGCAAUUUUUGUUCUGGCUUCUAGUACGCUAAUUAGCGGUAGCUAGUUCCUAGCUAGUUCCCUUACCAUUAAGUUUCUCUUAAUUACCUGGAAAUCAAGGAUUUAAUUGUGAAUUAAAGGCCUUAUAUUUCAGUCUUGAUUUCUCUGAAGAUGCACAGGAUUUGGUUUGAACCAGAACAAUGCACAGAGAUCUCAGCCUAGUAAAAUGCCAGUGGGAGUGGGAUGUGUGUACUGGGAGAAUGCUUCAAGAGAAGUAGGCUGGUUGUCAUGGAAACACUGACAUUUUUAAAUAUUCAGAUUGUCUACCAAAGCAUCUUUAAAGAAAUAGUUCAUUUCAAAAAUUAAAAUUGACUCAUUUACUCACCCUUAGGCCAUUCUAGAUGUGUAUGACUUUCUUCUGCUGAACUUAAAUGAAGAUUUUUAGAAUAUUUUUUUCAGCUCUUUUGGUCCAUACAAUGCAAGUGAAUGGGUGCCAAAAUUUUGAAGCUCCAAAAAUUACAUAAGCCAGGAUAAAAGUAAUCCAUACGAUUCCUGUGGUUAAAUCAAUAUCUUCAGAAGCAAUAUGAUAGGUGUGGGUGAGAAAUAAAUCACUUUUAUAUUCUUCUUGUGUUUUUGGUGAUUCAUAUUCUUCAUGCAUAUCGCCCCCUACUGGGCAAGGAGAAGAAUUUCAAGCAAAAAAGUACUAAAAUAUUGAUCUGUUUCUUACCAUUGCAUUGUAUGAAUCUACAGAGCUGAAAUAUUCUUUUAAGAAUCAUCAUUUUUGUUCUGCUGAAGAAAGAAAGUCAUACACAUCUUGGAUGGCAUGAGGGUGAGUAAAUGAUGAGAGAAUUGUCAUUUUGGGGUGAACUAUCCCUUUAAUCUUUGGUAAGACUCACUGUCUGUUACCUGGAGCAUUUAUUAAGAGUAAUUCAUUCACAAUGAUAAACUGUGGCCCUGAACAAUUUUAGAUCGAAACUAACAGUCUUAAUGAUUUUGAGGGAGUUUUCCCCAAAAUGACAAUUCUGACAUCAUUAACUCAAACUUAAAUGACUUUCUUCCAUGAAACACAAAAGGAGAUUUUAGGCAGAAUGACAGCCUCAGUCACCAGUCACUUUUAUUGUAUGGAAAGUAGAUGCAAUGAAAGUGUAUGGUGGCUGAGGCAAUUAACAUAGUAAAAUAUGUAAUACAGGUUUAGAACAACAUGAGGGUGAGUAAAUGAUGACAGAAUUUAAUUUUGAGUAAACUAUUCCUUUAAAGAAUAAUUUUCCUUUAAAAAAAAUAUAUAAAUAUAUAUAUGUAUAUAAAUGAAUUACAUUUAUUGAUACAAUAUUAGGGCCUAUACUAUUAAAAUGAUGAUGAUGAUGAUGGUGCUGAUAUUAAUCCCUGCAUGCAAUGAUAAUUAAGGAACAUGAAGCCAUGAGAGACAGAGAUGCAUAUAACUAUGAAAAACAAUAGUCAUACUUUUUUAUCAUUUGUUUCCCAAUCAUGCAUGCUAAUUUUUUGUUAAAGUUUUUUUUUAAUUGCACACUCCAGCCUUAGCUGUAAUAAACAUUUGAAUAUC